Molecule: messenger RNA, 2539 nt
Organism: Ostrinia nubilalis (European corn borer)
Lineage: Eukaryota; Metazoa; Arthropoda; Insecta; Lepidoptera; Crambidae
Gene: msl-3
Product: protein male-specific lethal-3
Exons: 13
Coding region: 314-1966 (550 amino acids)
Biological process (GO): regulation of DNA-templated transcription; chromatin organization
Cellular component (GO): MSL complex; nucleus; NuA4 histone acetyltransferase complex
Source: RefSeq, a predicted model, not a curated record
GCAAACAAACUUCGGUGCGGUCGACGCCCAAACAAAAACAUAUUUUUCUAUAUAAAAUAAUACUUCGGUAUUCCGAGGUAGGCGUUGGCUGGAAAUUGCCGAUUCCUCGUAAAUUAGUGAAAGUUUUUUAAAGUGUUUAAUGUUAAACUCUAGUCAUAAAUAAUAUUGUUACACGUAACUUUCUGGCGGUAUCGCAUUUCUACGAAUUUAGAACAUUUUCUGGGCGUUGUAACUUGUAAACUUACGUAAUUAAAUAUUGGCCUAGUAACCUUAAGUCUUUAAAGACACAUACCCUCCUCUACAGUGCUAGAAAAUGGUUUCAACCAGGGGAAUUCGAUAUAAAUUCAGUGAAGGCGAACGGGUUUUGUGCUACGAACCGGACCCCACAAAGGCGAAAGUUCUUUACGAUUCUAAGGUGCUGGAAGUAAUAGAAAGUAAGGAUAAGCGCGGUCGGCGGACAGUGGAAUAUUUGAUCCACUUUCAAGGCUGGAACUCUUCGUGGGACCGUUGCGUCAGUGAAGACUUUGUCCUCAAAGAUACAGAGGAGAAUCGACAACUGCAGAGGGACCUCGCCGAAAAAUCACAGCUUCAAUUGGGUGCUUACCUAUACCGGCGCGAGCGUAAAAAGGGCAGCACGGGCGCCGCGCCGGGGCCGGCCAAGCGCCCGCGUCAGGGCUUCAGCGAUGAUGGUUCUUCGAGCAGCACGCAGCCCGAUGGCAAUGUGUAUGUGACGACAGAAGGCGAGGCGGGCGACACGGACUCGUCGGCGUCGGGCUCGGGCGCGGGCUCGGGCUCGGGCUCGGGCGCGGGCUCGGGCUCGCAGCGCCGCUCGCCGCCGCCCAAUGCGCACGUCGGCCGCGCGCACAUCACGCUGCCCUCGGCUCUCAGAGACCGUCUGACCUUCGACUACCACCUGGUGGUGAAACGCGGGCGUCUCUCACGUCUGCCAGCCACACCAUGCGCGGCCGAAAUCCUGGAGUCGUUCGUGAAGUGGUUCGCGCGCGCCGGCGCCUGGCACCCGGCGCGCGCCCGCCACGACCCGCCGCAGAGGCCCGACCUGCUCGACGUGUCGUGCCGAUUGAACCUGGUGCGCGAGGUGGCGGACGGGCUGCGCGUGUACUUCGACUUCAUCCUGCGCGGCCACCUGCUGUACAAGCAGGAGCUCAACCAGUACCACGAGAUCUGCGGACAGUACAUCGAGGAGCAAGAAUUAGAGCUGAAAACCGAGUUGGAAGACGAGGUAGCUUCGCAGGAUGAGGCGAUGGCUUCGGCCGAGGAAGACCUCAAGAGCCCGAAGAUUCCCGAGUACUCGCACCUCCCGCCCGACCCCGUGGACUCGGAGAAACAGGAAGGCUCGCCAAGCCCCACGAGCCAGCCUGACGAGCCUAUGAAGCUGGAAUGCGAUUUGGACAUCAAGCAGGAGCCGGCCGACGACGCUUCCUCAGUGUCAUUCGCCUCCGCCUGCUCGCGACGCGACCGCGCCCGCGCCGGUCAUGUUGCCAGGAGGCUUCGCUCGCACAAGUCGGCGGCGUCGGAGGCGGAGGAGCCGCUGCCGUCCACGUCGGGCGGCAGCGAGCCGCGCGCCUUCGAGACGCAGUCCUCCAGUGUUGGCAGUAGCGGGUCGUCGCUGAGCGAGCCGUGGCCGCGCGCCAUGCUGCCCGGCCGCGCGCCCGCCGCGCCCACGCCCACGCGCACGCCGCUGUCGCUGCUGCUCGAUAAGGUUGCGAAGUGGCAGAUCAUUCCUCGCGAGGGCACCGAGCACCUGCCCUGCCGGGUGUAUGGCGCUAUUCAUCUUGCCCGUCUUUUUGUGAAACUUCCAGAUUUCCUGAACGCAACUCAGAUGCCGGAUUUUAAGCUCAAACUGAUUUUGAAACACAUUGAUAUGUUUGUCCAGUACUUGGAUGAACACAACGAAUGGUUCGGGGAGAUGUACUACGUGGCCGAUAAUAUGUCCCGUUCUCACUAAACUCACAGUACUUAAUUUAAAUACAUUAACGAUAUCAUAUUAACUGAAAUAAUAGAAUUUUGGUAGGUGGUUUACCAUUUCCUUCAACAUUUGCAAUUAGAAAAUGUACUACAUACACUUUAUUACAAGCAUUCCAAAUACAUAAUACUCGUGUUAAAAUCACAUUUUAUUUUUAAGUUAAGUUUCAAUUGUUAGCUUACAUACCGUCCAUUGGAUACAAAAUUGUUAAAAAUAGGUUUCGUCAUCAAAAAUGAUAUUUUCGAGCUAUUUAAAUAUUCAUCGCCUAUUUCUAUGUUUAAGGAAUGAAAACGAGUGACUUGCUAUAAGCCUUUUAUCAGUAGACGUUGGGAAUAGUUAUAGAAACUUGAUUGAUAUUAUUAGAGAAUAGGGUAACAAGUAUAGUAUUAUUAUUAUUAAUUAUAUUUCCGACCAAUACGUCAAAAAUGCAUGAUCUCACUAGCUUACUCUCGAGACUAUCUAGUUUUCUAAAACCUGUUAGCUCUCUAAUUUAGCGACUUACUGAUUGUACUUUGUAAGCGAUAUGUUAAAAAUAAAAGUUAUUCGAAAAAACCA